AUGCAAGUACCUCAAUCUUUGCGUUCAAUUGCACAUUAUGUAAAAAUAGGUGCUGAAAACGCAGAUCGUGAUCCAAUUAUCCAUUAUUGGUGUUUGUUUUAUGCAGUACAAACUGGGAUGGAUAUAGACAAGAAGUCUCCAGAAGCUCUGCAAUAUCUAACGUCAUUGCUUUCAACAUUGGAAGAUAUGAAGAAGAAAUUAAGUGGGCGAGAAGCGCUAACGCAAGAUUUGGUAGCCCAAGCCCAUAUCGAGAAUUUCGCAAUGAAGUUAUUCGAAUAUGCCGACAAAAAUGAUCGUCAGUCGAAUUUUACGAAGGGUGUUAUCAGAGCUUUCUACACUGCUGGACACUUAAUCGAUGUUUUAACCAUUUUUGGAGAAUUGGAUGAGAACCUCGUUGCAACUAGAAAAUACGCGAAAUGGAAGGCUACAUACAUACACAGUUGUAUGAAAAAUGGCGAGGUUCCGAAACCUGGAUCAGGUCGAAGUCAAGAUGAUGAUCUGAAAGGCUUUAAUAUAAAAACUCCUCAAACUGAAAUAAACGAAGAGCCUCAGUCAAGUACGAGUGGACCUGUUCAAUCUAGCAUUCUACCAUACUCUAUUGAUUCUUCACACACUGCUUCGGAUUUAGCCCAAACGGUAGAAACUUGUCAGACGUUGCAUAUCCUGGAUUCCAAGAGAUCAUCACAGGUGGUCUCUGACAAUAAUGAAAAUGGAAGAUUGACCCUGGAUGAUUAUAUGGAAGCACAGAAGUAUGCAAAAUAUGCCGUAGCGAAUAUGGAAGAGAGGAAAAAGAAUAAAGCUAGGCGUGAUUAUCAUCCGUUAGACAGUGGUACUGGGUUCACCAAUUUUUUUGGAGCAAAAGAACAAUCUAAGAAAGUGAUUGUGUUUGGUAGGAAAUCAAAAGGUAAAAAUAAGAAGAGACAGCAUGUUACAAAAGAAGUGCCCGUUGCGUCACCAUUUACAGGAGAGCACGCAAUUUUUGCAGUACCACUUACUUUGGCUGUUUUACGAACGGGCUCUCAUGAUGGAAUUCCACUACCAGUUGUUGUUAGGCAAUGCAUCGAUUGCAUUAAUGGGAAAGGACUGUGUGUCGAAGGGAUUCAUCGGAUUUCCGCGCCCAAAGCAAAUUUGGACAAACUUGAAGAAGCAGUAAAUUCAAGAUGCUCCAUUGAGUUGGAAGAUAUUCACGACGCUUCAGGAUUACUAAAAAGAUUUUUGCGCCAACUUCCAGAACAUAUCCUAACUAAUGAAAAACAACCAGUAUUUGAAAAGAUUGCUUCAAAUUGUCCAUGCGGAACGUCCUCCCCAUGUCGCUGUUUGGUAGCAGAUAUGUUGAAAGCUCAACUGACUUCACUACCAGAAGAAAAUUAUAUGUUAUUGGCGUACAUAUUCAUACAUUCUCAAAUGAUAUUACAGAACAGUGAUAAAAAUAAGAUGGGUAUGGCUGCACUUGGAUUGAUUUUGCAAGCCACGCUCAAUAUAUCACAAGCUCUUGUUCGAAUAUUCUUGCUCAACGCUUCUGAUGUCAUCCUAAUGAAAUAUCAGUCUCCUUCCAUGGUGUAUCUAUUCAAAGACGUUCAAAUUAAACGGUAA
Messenger RNA from Cercopithifilaria johnstoni, 1593 nucleotides. NCBI's taxonomy places the organism in Eukaryota, Metazoa, Nematoda, Chromadorea, Rhabditida, Onchocercidae. The record is from the annotation of a GenBank genome assembly.